AUGGCCUCAAGCGUCACCCGUCGUCUCCUCUCCACCACCGCUCGUCGGUUCCAGGCCGAGAGCAAGGCGGAGCUCAAGCGCGAGACCAAGCGCAACCCCGAGCUUAUGAUCCUCGGCGGCGUCAUGGUUGCUGCUCUCGGCGGUGCUGGUUACUACCUAGGCCAAAGCCCGACGGGAUCCACCUCCGAGUCCCCCGUCCACAUCGCCAAAGGCGGCAUGCCCUGGGAGGGCGACGCCGACGCCCAGGGCAAGUACAAGUACCACCCGGGCGGCGACCCCAGCAAGGAGCCCAGGGACGCCCCCAGCGCGCUCAACGUCGUCGUUGUCCCCGACGUCACUCUCCCCCGGGAGCUGCACGACAAGUACAACAAGUGGGGCAAGGACGGAUACCCGUAA
Molecule: messenger RNA, 396 nt
Organism: Hirsutella rhossiliensis
Lineage: Eukaryota; Fungi; Ascomycota; Sordariomycetes; Hypocreales; Ophiocordycipitaceae
Exons: 3
Coding region: 1-396 (131 amino acids)
Source: RefSeq, a predicted model, not a curated record